Molecule: messenger RNA, 1070 nt
Organism: Salvelinus namaycush (lake trout)
Lineage: Eukaryota; Metazoa; Chordata; Actinopteri; Salmoniformes; Salmonidae
Product: toll-like receptor 13
Exons: 4
Coding region: 36-593 (185 amino acids)
Biological process (GO): immune response; toll-like receptor signaling pathway; inflammatory response
Cellular component (GO): membrane
Molecular function (GO): transmembrane signaling receptor activity
Source: RefSeq, a predicted model, not a curated record
UUGUUAGAGUGAGAAGCACAUGUCCUCUUCUGCUUAUGGUGGUAUAUGCCUACUACCUCUUCCUGGCUUAUCUCCAUGACGCCAAGCGGAGGAACAGACAAACUCCUGAUCAGUACGAUGCCUUCGUUUCCUACAACACCCAUGAUGAAUCCUGGGUCGUGAGGGAGCUGCUGCCAGAGUUGGAGGGAGAGCAGGGCUGGAAGUUGUGUCUUCACCACCGGGACUUCCAGCCAGGUAAACCCAUCAUAGAGAACAUCACAGACGCCAUCUACAGGAGCAGGAAAACCAUCUGUGUGAUCACCCACCGAUAUCUGGAGAGCGAGUGGUGCUCCAGAGAGAUCCAGGUGGCCAGCUUCCGUCUUUUUGAUGAGCAGAAGGAUGUGCUGAUCCUGGUGUUUCUCGAAGAGAUCCCAGACCACCAGCUCUCACCCUACCACCGCAUGAGGAGGCUGGUGAAGAGACGCACCUACCUGAGCUGGCCAAGAGCUGGGGAGGACACAAGGGUCUUCUGGCAGAAACUCCAGGUGGCUUUGAGGACCAGGGACUGGCCUGCUGAGGAGAACCCCAUCCUCACCGGUGUGGAGAGGCAGUGACAUAGACUACUGUCAUGCUCUGAUUUAUAUUCUAUUUUUGGUUUUAACUUUUAACUUUAAUUUUAUAUGUUACAUGAUUGAAUAACAUUAACCAAUGCUAAUUCUUAAUCAAUCCAAGGUUGUAAUAGGCCUACAGUUGCUUAGUUACUUGUGUUGAUGACUAUCUCUAUGAACCUAGCUGGUGUUGCUCAUUCUGAUACUUACCUCUUAACUUUUCACAUUGUGUGUGUUGUUCUGUAUUCAUAGAUAAUGUUGCACUGUUGGAGCUAGAAAACACAAGUAUUUCGCUGCACCUGCGAAGACAUCUGAAAAUCUGUGUACGUGACUAAUAAACUUUAAUUUGGUAAUUGUCUUUGGAAUGAACAGCUCGUCUAAUAUGUAGCAUUUUCAUUAUUACAUUCAAUUCACUUUGUGCAAUAUGUAUUCUACCUUGUCAAGUGAAGCAAGUUGAAUAAAGAACACUUGUUAUAUUUUGGA